Messenger RNA from Daphnia magna, 829 nucleotides. RefSeq lists its product as uncharacterized. The record is from RefSeq and is a predicted model, not a curated record. Bases 143 to 694 code for a protein of 183 amino acids. Lineage: Eukaryota; Metazoa; Arthropoda; Branchiopoda; Diplostraca; Daphniidae. The transcript is spliced from 4 exons.
GUAUCGGUGGUGGUAAAAGUUUAGAUUUACGUCAGCAAGUGAAAUUCUUUUGGAAUAUCCCCGGUUUAUUGAUGUUGAAGAAGGAUCGCUGAUUCUUCUUGACUUUCAUCGUAAAUAUCCGGACACGCAUUAUUCAUUACAAAUGCGCUUCCUUAAACGUUUUUCUACUUCCCUGACGUUGUUGGCUAAAAGGCAAAAAAUAGAUGUUCCCAAUUCAGCUGAUGAUUGUCUGAAAUCACUAGCUUUGUGUUUGAAGUUGAUGCCGUCCGUCUACAAAAUAAAAAAAGCAUCAUUUGAAUCAAAACUAGAUCGGAUGUUUCACUUCGUGAAGCAAAACGCUUCGAUUGUAGAGGCUGUGAAAGGAAAGGAUGCUGUCCACCACAAACAGCCCUACCUUAUUGUUCUAGGAUCUUUUGAGCAUCCUUUGUUCUUUAACUUAGUUGUGGACCAAACUGUUAUUCCACUUGGCCCAGACUGCCGGAGGGCUUUUAACAUUUUGUUCGCAUCCUUUUGGAUUUUCAGGCUUGAAUAUCCAACAUACCUGGAUAAAUUUUUUCUUUUUUUUGAGCAAUUUGUGUAUCAGGUAUUUUUAGGAGAAGACUGUUAUACCAUUUCUUCUUCAAAUCAAGAUUUCGCCAAUGUGCUUGACGAUAUCGCUUCAAAAAAUAUGUCUGGUGCUGUUGGUGAUGUUUAGCAUAGUUGCUUUUGAGGACGUUUGAAACAUUCAUCAAACUUUACCCGAGUUUUACUUAAAGUAUUUCAUAAUGUUAUGUAAUUCUCGAUGGAGAUUUUGUGUGCUUCUUGUUUGUAAUAAAAAUUUUCAAGCUCA